This is a messenger RNA of Odocoileus virginianus texanus, 7105 nucleotides long. The record is from RefSeq and is a predicted model, not a curated record. Lineage: Eukaryota; Metazoa; Chordata; Mammalia; Artiodactyla; Cervidae.
GAUGCCAUCCAACCAUCUCAUCCUCUAAAAUUUUCCAAAUUACUUUAAGUGUAUUGUGUCAGAUUCAGGUCAUGAGACCUCGGUCCUUUUCUUGUCAUUAUUAUGUACUAAAAGUAUUCUCUGGUGCUUAGUAAAUAAUUUGCACACUAUUUCGGUGUGCACUUGGUAGGGAUAUUAAUGAUUUUUGUCUUAAAAGUCAGUACUAGGUAGUUUAAGCAAGUGGUCCAGUGUUCAACAGCAUUCUUCCUUCUGUAUGUGAGUUUUUAAUUUAUUGGUCUGUGAGCUACAGUUUUCAACUACGCAUAUGCUCUCUUCAAAUUUCCUUACUUUUUUUGUUUGUUUGGCAAAUACUGAACGAUAGACUGAAUGAUUCUAGAACUUUGUUCUCACAGAUCUCAUUUGUUCAUGAUGAGUACAUUACUCAGAGCUAUUUUCAUACCUGAACUUUUAUGUUUCCCAGUGCCAUUACUUAAAAGUGUUCUUAAUGUUAUACUUUUUAUAUAUUCAUAGAAUUGUAUAUUUUAAUAUCUAUUGUGGAAAAUAGAAAUUAAAUGGUUUUAAUCAAGAUGAUUACAACCAUGAAAGGCAACUUGCCCUUGCUCAGGAAAAUGAAAUGAGAUCUGGAAUCUUUAGGGGCAGGGGUGAGAAUGAUCCCCGACCACCCCAUGCCUGUGAGGCCAGUAACGGUUCCUCUUUCCUGUUCAUUUGUCUUUCCAUGUGCCUCAGGACACAUUCUCGCAUAAUCAAAAGGCAACUGGUAGGGAAAGAUCAAGAUUUUUUAAACUAAGCACAGAACAGAGGUAUUUCUCCAAGGAGGAGGUGGCACUUGGUUCAGGAAAGGGAACUUGGAGGAGAAAGGGUGAUGUACUUUGGGUGUUAGAGAGUGAAAAAGAGCCUGGGAAGCUCGGCAGCAGGAGAGAAGGAGAGCUCUGCCCAUCCUUACCUGGUGGUGCUGUGCUCGGCAGGUGCUGGAAGACACUGUGGGGAUUGACUUGAAAGGGAGGGUUGCACCAACUCGCCUUCCCAUAUCUGCUGUGUGAUGUGUGGGCUUUACAGCAUAGAGGGGCAGAGAAACUUAGCUGUUGAUGCCCAUGUAGGAGUUUAUUGGCCCUGUUCCGUAAUAGUUCAGCAGACGCAGAGGACCAUUUUUUCUAAAUGUUGAAUUUCUCCCCUACAUGUGUGGUUGUGGCCAGAAAGGGGAGAAGCUAUUUGAAGACAUGAAUGGCACAUUGCCAACACUGAGGAAUGACUUCUGGCCUGAGCAAGACCCUCAGAGGAGGGAAAAGAUGAGAAGUCAGGAGUAAAGCUUUAUCUGGGAAAGCUCAUAUUAUCUGUUGGUUGAUCUGCCCUCUCUUUCCUGUAAUGCUGUUCUUAGGACAUGCUGACUCUCAGGUGUCCUGCCUAAGACGUUUCCUCACUCAUCUGUGGCCUCUCCCAUCUCCGGACCAAUUCUAUCUCACUUUCAGCCAGUGACAUGGGACUUGGGACAUGGUUCCAUUUGGGGGCCAUCAUGAGCAAUGCUGCAUGCCCAGACAUUGACUGGAGACGGGAACUGAACACCAUGCAGUCAAUAAGAUUGCCAGUGGGGACUGCAUAGGCACAAGAGGUGGAGGUAGACGAAGAUGAAAGAAAAUUGUGGAGGGGGGGGAGUGUUUUACCUGGUUGUACAAUGCAGCUGAAGCUUAACAACAUAAAUCUUUGUAUUUGGCCUGUAAUUAGAGACUUAGCCAUGACAAAUUAAGGUGGCAUUUCAUCCACAUCAUGCAGUAUAUUUUAAUCUGUAGUUGUUUAAAAACAGAAUCAACCCAAAAUGUCUAAUAGUAAGAGGAUUUUAACAUUGUUCACAGCACACCUAUCCCAGAGAGAUGUUGGUGUUCAUGAAUUUGAAAAGAAUUAACUUGUCUACAGAUACUGAGUGUUCCUCCUUUUUGGGUAAGUUGGGGUUUCGUUGCUGAGCCAAAAGAUGGUACGUUUCAUUUUGUAACAGGUUUUGGCACCAUGCUCCCUACACACAAUACACAGCUCAUCUCUCUGUCCCCUCGUACCUUAACCAGGAUUCAUUUUAAAUAUAUGUGUAUAAUUGUAGAUUUGGAUAAAAUGACAACUCUCUGUUCCUAAUUUCCAUUUUACUAAUUACUUAAGAGACUGAGUAAAGGUUAUUCUUUAUAGACAUGUAUAUAUAGAAUGAAUUUUCCUACUUAUUUUUCUAGUUUAUGGUUUAGUUACAUACACACAGACACUUUGGUCUGAUAAUGUUGAUGCAAUGAAACCAAAAUUAUGACCUUUGCUUUUUUUCCCUUCAUAAGGUGUCACCUGUUUCAUAGUAUAAAAUAUUAUGUUCAUUUAGUCCUAAUAUAUUGUUUAAUACUGUUCAUUUCAACUAUUUAAUUUGAACUGUUCUAAAAGUUUCAAAUAAAUAUAGGUUCAGAUGUAACUUGACUAGUCUCCAGGUUUUUUUUUCCCUUUUCACAGUUAUUUUGGCCAUAUCCUCAUCCCCAAUCAAAACUGAGACAAAAAUCAACUUUGAGGAUGUUUCUCAUUUUUUAUGUGAAAUAUCACAUAUGAUUUUUGGGGGGUAUACUGGAUUUACAAUGUUGUUUUAGAUGUACAGCAAAUUGGUUCAGUUAUACAUACAUAUAUGUAUAUACGUUCUUUUUCAGAUUCUGCAUAUGACUUUUAAAUUUGAGUUGCAUCAAAUCUUGGCAGUCACAGAUUUUUUUAUCACCAUGUACUCUAGUCUAAGAAUUUGGUUUGGCAGACUUUGUUCAUGUUACAUUUAUGUCCUCAAAAAGUGUUAAAAUUUCUUUGCAUGGGUUUGCAAAUUUAUUUGAAGUUAGAGUCAUAAUAUUUUGCUGUAAUACAUAGAGACUGGCUUUCAUAUGUUUACUUAGUUUUUAAACUAUUGUUACUAAAUAGGAAACAUUGAUUUCAGUACAUUAAGGUUGGAUUUGUCUACUUUAAAAAGUAUUAUUAGGUGUGAUAGUUAAAAUGGAUUCUUAUAUGGCUUUUUUUUUUUUGAGUUUGAAAUCAUAUCUUCCAAAAAUCAUUACAAUUUCAGCUCUUUGAUACCAUUUUUGAAUUUCAUCUUUUUUCCUCUCUUUGCUGGGUUCUGACUCAAACACCUGCACUGAUUUCUAGGAUACUUCCUACUUCUAUUCUGGCACAGCCUAAAAAAAACAAAAGUCCUACUUAGAGACAGAAAGUAGAAUGGUGGUUUCCAGGCAUUGGGAGGAGAGGGGAAUGGGGAGUGGUUGUUUAGUGGGUGCAGAGUUUCAGUUUUACAAGAUGAACAGCAUUGAAGAUGGUUGCACAACACUAUGAAUGUAUUUGACACCACUGAACUAUACAUGUAAAAAUGGCUUAAGAUGAUAAAUAUUAUGUGUAUGUUUUAUUUUACAAUUAAAAAAUUUAAACAAAUUCUGUGUACAAUAAAAAUCAGUCCUGAAACUAAUCAUUUAUUCUGGAAAUCCUUAAAUUUUGUGGAUUGCAGAGUUUUUCAGUUAUUAGGAUAAUAACUAGAUCUGACUUGAAGAGACGUACACAGGAUGAGCUUUUUCUUAAUUGGUAGUGAAAAUGAAAGAUAUUUUCUUUGGAUAGAUGUUUACUCAGCAUAAAUAUUUACACUAAUGUAGAGUCACCACUCUUCUGUCCACAGUCUGUGAAUAUUGUUGUUAGAUUACAGAUCCUCUUACAAAUAAAACUAAAGAGGAGGAAGGAUUCAUUUGCUGCAGAUUCUCAGUGCUGUCCAGAACAACCAAAAUCAUAAAACACUGAAGUCUGAGAAAAGGCAUGAAGUUUGCUUUUGAGGAGGAAGCAAGAACUAAAGAAUACAAUUUGUUGUCCUUAAUUUCAUCUACACGGUCUGCCUAAUUUUCUGAUUUUAUCUUGAUUGGGACCCAUGUUAGAUACUGUCCUUUGGAUUAAAACGCUGAUGAGAUUGUCAACAGCAUUAAAAGAGAAUUCAUCAAAAUGAUGCAUAUUCUGGAAAGAGAAAGAUGCUCUGAACUCUGGAGUGUUGUGGCAGUGUCCUCAGUGAAUAUUUGGCUUCACUGGGUUUUCCGUCUAUUUGGUUCUGAAAAAGUAAUGGAAGAAAUCGAAGCAACUGUGUAAAUAAGUGGGCAUACGUGGGCAAUGCACAUAAACAGAGAAAGAUGAAGGAGAUAGGAUGGAGUCUUGAGAUCUUCCAACAGUAUCAUUUGAGAAGUCCUUGCUCUGCUUCCUGUUGCUUGGACUGUGUAUAAGUGAAAACCCAGACUACAGUUGGCAGCUGAACUAAUUACAAUGGAAUCUCGGGAAUCAGUGACCUUCGAGGAUAUAGCUGUGGACUUCACCCAGGAAGAGUGGGCCCUCCUGGACACCUCCCAGAGAAAGCUGUUCAGAGAUGUGAUGCUGGAGAACAUCAGUCAUCUGGUCUCAGUUGGUAAUCAGCUUUACAAAUCAGAUGUGAUUUCCCAUUUGGAGCAAGGAGAGCAACUUUCAAGAGAAGAGUUAGGCUUCCUGCAAGGUCAGAGUCCAGUCAUUUCAGAUAGAGAAGAUGAUCUGAAAAAACAAGAAAUGUUACCUAUGCAGCAUAUCUGCAAGAAGAACACACCUCUAAUUAGUGCAAUGAGUUCUCACAGUCAAGACGAUCCUUUGGAAUGCAACAGUUUCAGAGAAAAAUUUGCUGAAAUCUUACCAUUGACUCAGUAUGUAAUACCUCAAGUGGGAAAGAAACCCAUUAUUAGCCAAGAUGUUGGAAAAGCCAUCAGUUACUUGCCAUCCUUUAAUAUACAGAAACAGAUUCGUUCUAGAAGUAAAUCAUAUGAAUGUCAUCAACGAAGGAAUGCCUUUAUUCAAAGUCCUGCCCAUAGACAACACAGUAAUACUCAGACUGGAGAGAAAACAUUUGAAUGUCAUGUAUGUAGGAAAGCCUUCUGUAAAAGUUCUAACCUUAGACGACAUGAGAUGAUUCACACUGGAGUGAAACCACAUGGAUGUCAUCUUUGUGGAAAAUCCUUCACUCAUUGUUCUGACCUUAGAAAACAUGAAAGAGUUCACACUGGAGAGAAAUUAUAUGGAUGUCAUCUGUGUGGCAAAGCCUUCAGUAAAAGUUAUAAUCUUAGGCGACAUGAGGUGAUUCACACCAGAGAGAAACCAAAUGAAUGUUAUCUGUGUGGGAAGGCAUUUGCUCAUUGUUCUGACCUUAGAAAACAUGAGAGAACUCACUUUGGGGAGAAACCAUAUGGAUGCCACCUGUGUGGGAAGACUUUCAGUAAAACUUCUUACCUUAGACAACAUGAGAGAACUCACAACGGAGAGAAACCAUAUGGAUGUCAUCUAUGUGGGAAGGCCUUCACUCAUUGUUCUCACCUUAGAAAACAUGAGAGAACUCACACUGGAGAGAAGCCAUAUGAAUGCCAUCUAUGUGGAAAAGCCUUCACUGAGUCUUCUGUCCUUAGACGACAUGAGAGAACUCACACUGGAGAGAAGCCAUAUGAAUGUCACCUGUGUUGGAAAGCCUUCACCGAUUCUUCUGUCCUUAAGCGACACGAAAGAACUCACACUGGAGAGAAACCAUAUGAAUGUCACCUAUGUGGGAAAGCCUUCAAUCACUCUUCUGUCCUUAGACGACAUGAAAGAACUCACACGGGUGAGAAACCAUAUGAAUGCAAUAUAUGUGGUAAAGCCUUCAAUAGAAGUUAUAACUUUAGAUUGCAUAAGAGAAUUCACACUGGAGAGAAACCAUAUAAAUGUUACCUAUGUGGAAAAGCCUUCAGUAAAUAUUUUAACCUCAGACAACACGAGAGAACUCAUGCUGUAAAGUUAAUAAAUGAAGAUUCACCACCCAUACCUUCAAAGUAUAAACACUCUUGAGGACUCACAGUGAAGAAAUACUGUGUUUAUUUUCAAUGUAUAAGAGCCUUUAUUCAUCCUUAUUAAUUAACUAACGUUAAUUCACAGUAGAUGGAAUCCAUAUAUAUGUCACCCGUGUAGCAAAACCUUUAGCAGUGGACUCAUGGGAGAACAAACUAAAUGCAAUGAAUGUGGAGGAAUCUUAAUCCUCAGCUGUAACUGUUAAGCAGAUAAAUCACAUGUCAGAGAAAUUCCAAUAUAUAUCUGUAAUUAGUGUAGAAAUACCUUCAGUUAUAAGUUAUCCUUUAAAUAAGUAAACCACAGAGGAGAGAAACUCUAGACCUGUAAUCGCUGUGCACGUGUCUAACUUAGCACCACUCUUGGCACGCAUCUGAAGAUUCAGUGUCAGGUAACUGCUAGUGGAAACAAACUAGAACAUGAAGAAGAUGGAAGGCAUUUGGAGUAUCCCCUUCUAGAAUGCCUGACAUACAUACACUAAUUCAUGUGAUAACAAAAGUGCUGCCCCUCAUAGUGGUGCAUGAAACACCCAGAAAGCAGGGGGAGCAGAAGCAGCCAUGGUCUCCUGACCUUGCCCAUAUUGCCCUGUCAGCACCCGUGAAUCCACAAAUCCCCAACUGGGAGUGAGACCCAGGAGUCCCAGCCCCUACCAUACGUGAACACAGGAGGCUGAGAGAGGGGAAGGUGGAGCUUCCUUCCACCAGGGUAACAAGAAGGCCUGGGCCUUGGUGCCCAUUUGAACAUGACUAGUAACCAUGUUUCACAGGUGGCAAAAUGGAGAACACAGAUGUUUGUAGUUAAUUUAUCCCAUGUUUUUCUGGGAUAUACAUAUGGACUCAAAGGGAUGGAAAACAUACUCCACAUAAAUGGAAGUAAUGAGAGCAGAGGUAGCCAUGUUUACAUCAGACAGGGACUAAUUCAAAACUGAGUUCAUCAGGAUAUGUAACAUUUGUAAAUAUGUCAUACAAUAUAACACCCAGACUAAAGUGCAGAAAAUACCUUAUGGUGAUCAAAUAGAGGAAGCAUUCCAAAAUAAAGGGAGAUAAGAUGAAGGAAAGAUUUCUAUUUUAUUUUAUUGUAUAAAAAAUAUAAGAAAUGAAUCAGAGUGCACGUGUUCAUGUAUGUCUAUAUGUGUGUGUGCACAAUAAAACUACAGAAUAUAAAACAGUAUGUGAAGUUACAUGAAAAAUUGGUCAAUUGUAUUUUACAUGUACAUGUCAAAUAAAAUGCAUUAAUUUUAUUCAGUCCUCAGUGA